This is a messenger RNA of Talaromyces atroroseus, 642 nucleotides long. Its product is annotated as Ras-like protein. Lineage: Eukaryota; Fungi; Ascomycota; Eurotiomycetes; Eurotiales; Trichocomaceae. Bases 1 to 642 code for a protein of 213 amino acids. The record is from RefSeq and is a predicted model, not a curated record. Gene Ontology annotation, biological process: signal transduction. Gene Ontology annotation, molecular function: GTP binding; GTPase activity; GDP binding. The transcript has 4 exons. Gene Ontology annotation, cellular component: plasma membrane.
AUGGCGUCCAAGUUUCUCCGAGAAUAUAAAUUGGUGGUUGUCGGUGGAGGUGGCGUGGGAAAGUCAUGCUUGACCAUUCAAUUAAUUCAGAGCCAUUUCGUCGAUGAAUACGACCCAACCAUCGAAGACUCAUAUCGCAAGCAAUGUGUUAUCGACGAUGAGGUCGCCUUGUUGGAUGUGCUGGACACAGCGGGUCAGGAGGAAUACUCGGCGAUGCGGGAGCAGUACAUGCGCACAGGCGAAGGCUUUCUACUGGUCUACUCCAUCACCUCUCGUCAAUCGUUCGAGGAAAUCAUGACAUACCAGCAACAGAUUCUCCGCGUGAAAGACAAGGAUUACUUCCCCAUCAUAGUGGUUGGAAACAAGUGCGAUUUGGAGAAGGAUCGUGCUGUCACUCAGCAGGAGGGUGAGGCUCUGGCGCGUCAGUUUGGCUGCAAAUUUAUCGAGACAUCUGCCAAGUCCCGUAUAAACGUCGAGAACGCUUUCUACGACCUCGUCCGAGAGAUUCGUCGCUACAACAAGGAGAUGUCGUCCCAUCCAUCUGCUGGCGGCGCUUUUUCCGGCGGUGCCCCCCAUGGCAAGAUGGACGUUUCCGAGCCAGGCGAAGAUGCCGGAUGCUGUGCGAAGUGUGUCAUCAUGUAA